UUAGAUUGUAUUCACGUGUUGAAGGACAUGAGCCGGUGGUUCUCAUCGUUAAGACAAUGGAUGAAGAGGUUUUUGGAGCUUUCUUGUCAACGGAUUUGAUAGAACGGCGGAAUCAUGACACUCAGGGACUUACGUAUUUUGGAACUGGCGAAUGUUUUGUUUUCACGCUGCGGCCCAACAUGGAGCGCUACCAACGGGCUAUGAUCAACAUUAUGACCAGAAUAGUGUCUCCUCAGCAACCUGGAGCUGAAGGCAGCUCCUCCUCUCAGCUCGCCAUUGAAACUCUCAGCUGUCCGUCUGGGACUCCCCAGAACCCCGCCUUCCUGACCGUCCCCCUCACUGUUCCAUUAGAUCAUCCUAGGACAGCAAAAGAGGCCAAAAGACCAAAGGAACAAGAUGCCUCAAAGUUCAUUGCAGGGGAUGACAGUCAGCUCAUCAUCGGUGGUGACGGCGGCCACGCUAUCUGCUUGCGGGAAAAAUUAGAGGAAGGAAUCUCUGAGACUUGUGAAACAUUCAGGAGCGACCCACUCUGCAAGGGACGUUUCCAGAUCCAUUCUCUGGAAGUAUGGGGAAUUCAAAACUCCAUCUACCUGUCUCACAGCUUUCCUUCUCAGUAAACUACCAAAAGAAGCGGUAAAAUCAGGGAACUUCUGUGACCAAAAUACCGUCUUUGCAAUUCUUUGGAGAUUGCUCUUACAUUAGUCAAUAACUGUGCAGUAAACACAAACUCACCCUGGUUUAUAGGGUCAUCAACUGAGGCUAUUCACUACCUUAUUACUAAGUAUUACUACGUUUUUAUUUGUGGAUUGAACAAUUUUAAUUAGGCGGGCAAUUUGUGAAAUAGAAAUUAAAUAAUUAAUUCUAUUCAGUUUAUUUCUAUAGCUCCAAUUCACAUCAUGUCAUCUCAGGUCACUUUCCAGUUCACCAGAUCAUCCAGUCAGAUUGAUUCAAAGUUUUCUAU
This is a messenger RNA of Cyprinodon tularosa, 961 nucleotides long. RefSeq names its product TBC1 domain family member 24-like. Bases 57 to 617 code for a protein of 186 amino acids. The transcript is spliced from 4 exons. The record is from RefSeq and is a predicted model, not a curated record. NCBI's taxonomy places the organism in Eukaryota, Metazoa, Chordata, Actinopteri, Cyprinodontiformes, Cyprinodontidae.